Paramecium octaurelia is the source of this 882-nucleotide messenger RNA. The record is from the annotation of a GenBank genome assembly. Lineage: Eukaryota; Ciliophora; Oligohymenophorea; Peniculida; Parameciidae.
AUGUAAGAGAGGAACUGUCCUUGUUGUUGUUGUACAUAGAAUGAGAAUGAAUUUGUAACAAGCAAAGAUUGCCAAUGCAUUUAUUGUUAUUCAUGUUUAGUUGAAUAAAUAAAAGUGAAAAGAGAUGAAAAAUGUUUGGCAUGUCAAUAAGAACUAGAUUUUCUUAAAAUAUUCCAUGAAACUAAAUAUGAACCUUAAAUAUAGGAAAUUUUAUGCAUUAAAUACUUAUAGAGUUCAUAGGACGUUUUACCUUGUCCUAAGGCUGAUUGCAAAUAUUAUGGUAUAAUUCCUGAUGAUUGCGAUGGAAAUUAUGAAUGCGAAAGGUGUCAUACUAUUUGGCGUGAACAAAAUAUUACAUUUUUUAAUAAGCAGAAGUUGUUUACUAGAGUUAUGCAAUUCUUUUUGACGAAACAUUGUCCCUAAUGCAAUGUCCUAAUCUAAAAGAAUGGAGGAUGUCCACAAAUGAAAUGUCAGCAUUGCAGAUUUUAAUUUUGUUGGGAUUGCAAUUAAGAUACCAUAAAACACAUACAAUUCAACUGCUUAUUAAUAAAAUCAUUUCACAUCCUGAUAUUUCUCAGCUGGGGACUCUAAUUACUAUACACCAUGGGAUUUUUCGAUAUAUUCACUUAAAUACUUGGCUUUAUCUUGCACUAUUUGCUUAUUUGUAUUACAUGUCCUUUACUUAUAACUCUACCAGUGUAUUCAAUCUACCUAGCAUUUUAUAAAAAGAAAUUUAAGGAAUUCACAAUGGUAUUUUUAGCAAUACUACCGACUUUACGUUUUAAAGAUUUCUUGUAACUCGACUGGGACACCAUAUUGAGUGUGAGUGUUUUUGAGAUUGCGGUGAUGGUCUUGGUCAUAAUCAAGAAAUACAAUAAGUGA